AUGCCACGAAAAAUCGGAUUCAACGUCGUGUACGCAACCAGUGAGGAAGACAGACACUCCUCGUUGGAGUUGAACGUGCAUGGACCGACGGUAAGGGGUUGGCAAAGUUCGAGAAGAUGUAUAUAUCCCCAAGAACUAAUUCUGCGGCUCCAUGGUCCGACGAAGCUUACGAGAAUACAAGUGUUAGCUCAUCAGUAUCUAAUUCCGGAAAAACUGGAGAUCUGGACGUCGAGGGAAGAGAAUGCCUCUGUGACGACUGAAUUCAGCUAUUUGGGUUACAUCACGUUGUCCGACAAUGCCUCGACCAUGUACAAAAGCAGAGAGUUGAAAAGUGUCGCCCUUCCGGAAACAGAGGCGGUCUCGCUCAAGCUCAGACUUCACAAACCGCACAGUAACGCGCACAAUGUUUAUCAACAGGUCGGCCUUAUCGCUAUUAAUAUCCUCGGUGAACCUUACGGUCAGUCGCUCACUGGCCAAGGUGAUGCACCGUACAAUCCCCAUUACACUUCCCCGUACGAUGAUUUAGCCUUUGAAAUGUACGUGGAUCGAGAGGUGGCUAAGAUCAUAAGGCAGAUGGAGGCGAAAAAAUUGCAGGCAGUCGAAGAGGAAAGAUUCGAGUACGCUUCGAAGCUAAAGGUAGCAAUGGAGAACUUGAGGAAAGCUGGAGAACGUCUUGGAAAAUACGAAUUGGAGAAGAAGUACGCUAUAGCGUUAGAGGACUACGAUAAGGCGAAAGCGAAAAAAGCUCAAGCGCAACAAUAUAGACAGCAGGUUUAUCAGAGUUUAGAGGUGCAAGAUCUACUAGAACUUCACGGGCCGUUGGAGAAGAAUAACGUGUCGUCAACGGAGGGCAAGGAACCCAUAUCGAUAGAUACCUGUAGCUCGACUGCGGCUGCAGUUCCCGAGGACAUCACGUCUCCUCCGAGAUUAGUAAUUCCGCCGAAUCGUGAUGGAGCUAUAUCACCGACUGGUCCCGCGCAUCAACCACCUGUUUCGCCGCUUCAUCAGAAACCAAACAGCCCUGAAGUUACCGAUAGUCCUACGAACGGGGUCGUGGAGAGACAGAACAACUGCAACAAAGGAUCUCUCAGGAGAAAAACCAAAUCUGCAGGACCCGCGCUUCGUUCAAGCUACGAAGCUUACGAGGAGAGAACGAUUCCUGCUUUGAGACACUCGCACACGAACGAAUUCACGAGAGAGUGCCACAUAGAUAACACAGAGACGAAGGUUAUAUCGAAAUUGAACGACAGAGAGAAGAAACAAGCUGCCUUACCGAUCGCUGUCUUCGGAAUGGAAAUGGUAGAGAAAUUCUACUCGAAACAAUUCACGGAUAAAGAGGAGGGUUUGAUGCAACUGAAAGAGGAACUGAAAACCUUCGAUCCUGAAGUGUCAAAGCAUUCUGCGAAUAAGACAGCAAGAGCUGCGAUUCUGUUACUGCACAGAGCUCUGAGAGACAAAGUUUUCAGUGUGUACAGUCUGGCAGCGCAACUGAUUAGAAUUUUCUUCUCUGAAUUUGCUACAGAUAGAGUAUCUUCUACGGAGAUUGCAAGAAGCGUGGAAAGGCUUCUUCCAGAGUUACUAACUAAAUCAGGAGACACAACUCCGAGGAUUCAUAACAUGGCAGUGCAUACAAUAUUGAGUAUGGCGGACUGCAAAUGCGUCAGAGAAUUGCAUAUUAUACCGGUGCACUUAACUAGACCUGUUAGCACUAGCACUCAUCAAAGGUUGGCACUCAGUAGACUAGAAAUGGUGGAGCAAUUGAUCCUGAAUCACGGAAUAUCCACCGAUAAACAAAGUGGACUGACUUGUCGGACGUUGUCAGAAUUGGGUUCCUCGGGGUUGCACCAUCCGGCUGAAGCGGUGAGGAAAGUUUCAGAAAGGAUCUUGGUGUUGGUGUACAAAGUGAAUCCUAGAUUGGUCCGCAAACAAUUGCCACCUGACGAUGAUAUUACCAGGAGGAAUUUGUUGUAUCGUCAACUCUUUCACGAAUUCGAUCUCAUCGAUCUUCAGAGGAAAAAGGAAGCGGAAGCUAGUCAUAAGACAACGACACCCACGCGAACGAAAUCGACGGAGAAUAACGUGGCGAACUUAACGAAAUCUCCUUCGAGAACGAGUCCUGUUGUUAGCACUGGAAGCUCAACAAGUAUAACAUCUCCGUCCGAGAAUAGUACAGAGCAUAAGGGUGACAAGAUGUGCAUAUUUUGCCUUUCCAAGGGACAAGGGUAUUCUGAAGAGGGACUGAACAUUCAUUAUUGGAGAAGUUGCCCUAUGCUAACAAAGUGCGAAGCGUGCAAACAAGUGGUAGAAAUUUCGUACUUGAACUUACAUUUGUUAAAUGAAUGUGAUAUGAGAAGCAAUUACGUAAAAUGCGAGACGUGCAAGCAAGCAAUUCAUGAAAAUUCCUUCGAAGAACACAGAAAAGAUAACAAGUGUACAAAACCCAUCGAGGGCUACGAUCGUUGUCCACUCUGUUCCACUCUUGUAAAUCAAAAUAAAUGGAGGGAGCAUCUGAUGGGUGAACAUCCCUGUGCGAACAACCCUCGAAAUAAACCAGGGAAAAGUUGUUCAAAAUCUCCAUCCAAUUCUCAGAAUUUCGUCGGAAAAACAACAACACCGACCAGUAGAGAUUAUUAGCACCAAC
Messenger RNA from Habropoda laboriosa, 2641 nucleotides. Its product is annotated as centrosomal protein of 104 kDa. NCBI's taxonomy places the organism in Eukaryota, Metazoa, Arthropoda, Insecta, Hymenoptera, Apidae. Gene Ontology annotation, molecular function: protein binding. The transcript has 16 exons. The record is from RefSeq and is a predicted model, not a curated record. Gene Ontology annotation, cellular component: cilium. Bases 1 to 2634 code for a protein of 877 amino acids.